Molecule: messenger RNA, 888 nt
Organism: Verticillium alfalfae VaMs.102
Lineage: Eukaryota; Fungi; Ascomycota; Sordariomycetes; Glomerellales; Plectosphaerellaceae
Product: anucleate primary sterigmata protein B
Exons: 1
Coding region: 1-888 (295 amino acids)
Source: RefSeq, a predicted model, not a curated record
AUGACGCAGCUCGAGGCGGCGUUCAGGGAGCAGCUGACGGAACGCAACAACCUGCUGCUGGUGCUGUGGGCGCGACUUUCGUCCCUGUGCGGCACCGACUGGGCGCACAACAACAGCCUCAUCAACGGACGGGCGCUACCGUCCCUUGAAUCGGUGGCGACAAUGCUGCCUGGGUUCACAAAGAACCUGCUCGCCGCGGUCAAGACGAUGGAGACAAUGGUCGGAGGGUUCCAGUCGCGCAUCAAGAACAUGGAGCGCGAUCUCUGGAAGGAUUACCAGGCACUCGAGGGCGACCUCGAUACCAAGACGAAGAAGCUAGACAGGCUCGAGUCGAUUGUGCGCAACGGCGUGGCCUCAGGCACGCUCAACUCGAGCGAACACUCACGCAUGGUGCGCAUGGAGGAGGCGUACCGGCAGCUCAAGAUUGAGAACGCGACGCUGCGGACAGCGAGCAACGUGCGAUCGAGGGCAGCGUACUCGGCAGCGGGCGAGGAAGGCGUCGGCAGCCCGUCGCCUUCGAUCCCCACGGGCCCGCGAGACCGCGAGAAGAAGAGCCGCAAGGGGCGCGACAGCGAGCGGUCGUCGACGCUGACGCGGACCAGCAGCUCGCGCGGCGGCAGCUCACGGGGCGGUGGUGGCGUGUCGCUCGGCGCGGAGACGAACCCGUACGAGACGGCGCUCGCAGAGCGGGGCCACGGCGGAAGCGGCGUUGCCGAGGACAAGACGUGGAUGCUGCGGCUGCGAGACCUCGAGACGAAGCUCAAGGCGGAGCGCGAAGGACGCAACCUCGAUCGUACAGCGGCACGGCAGCGGCUCGGCGGUCUCGAGUCGGAGAACCGCGAUCUUCGAGGAGAGGUGAUGCGCAUGCGACGGGGUCGCGAGACGUGA